CCGGUACUUGAGUAGUGAGCGGUUCCAGAAUAUAUAAACAACAGGCUAAGCAAAAGUGCAUCAGUCGCUGAACUUAUCCUGCAGUUGCAAGCGAGACAAACACUGAGCAAGAUGAUUUCCGUACGAGCUGUUCUGGUCGUCGUGGCCCUGAUCGCCCUCGCGUCCGUGGCCCUCGCGAUGCCAGGCUACGGAGGCUACAGGCCGUCUUACCACGGCUCUUCCCACGGCUUCCACGGCUCGUCCCAUGGCUCCUUCGGCUCUCACGGCUCCUUCGGCUCCCACGGCUCCUUCGGCUCCCACGGCUCCUACCACCGACCCUCCUCCGGAUACUACAGGCCCCACGGACACCGCUGGUGAGGAAUCGGACGCGGGAACAAGACGCUGAUUUUGGCGGGAAUCGAGGAAGGAAGAAAGUUGUUUGGGUUUUUGUUUUGCUUUUUUAUGGGGAUGUUAUCGCUCUACCGGAGAU
This is a messenger RNA of Penaeus vannamei (Pacific white shrimp), 469 nucleotides long. RefSeq names its product zinc transporter 7. Lineage: Eukaryota; Metazoa; Arthropoda; Malacostraca; Decapoda; Penaeidae. The record is from RefSeq and is a predicted model, not a curated record.